AUGAGGUGGCGUUGUAUAUUCCACCGCGUGGGGCUUCGAUUGAAUAAAUCGGCAGCGAAAAACGCCAUUGAACGAUGGAGUGUAGUUGAAACUUGGAUUUGCGAGCACGAAAACGUUGUACAGAUUCUUAGGGGUGUCGUUGAAGAAGAGUUUGCAGAGGGGUGCAAAGGGAAGAGGAGUGUUAGUUCGGCAGCAGAGCUCGCAGCGACAACGACCAAUUUUUUGCAGCUGCGUCGGGCUCGCAGCAGCCUUGCCCCGCCGUUCAACGCUGGAAGGGUGGGGUGGAGGAUCAACGGCAGUGGGUAG
Molecule: messenger RNA, 306 nt
Organism: Fraxinus pennsylvanica
Lineage: Eukaryota; Viridiplantae; Streptophyta; Magnoliopsida; Lamiales; Oleaceae
Source: the annotation of a GenBank genome assembly